This is a messenger RNA of Emiliania huxleyi CCMP1516, 702 nucleotides long. RefSeq lists its product as hypothetical. NCBI's taxonomy places the organism in Eukaryota, Haptophyta, Isochrysidales, Noelaerhabdaceae. The coding region runs from base 1 to 702 and encodes 233 amino acids. Gene Ontology annotation, biological process: rRNA methylation. The record is from RefSeq and is a predicted model, not a curated record. The transcript is spliced from 2 exons. Gene Ontology annotation, molecular function: nucleic acid binding; rRNA (adenine-N6-)-methyltransferase activity.
AUGAAGCUCAAGCAGCUCGUUGGCGAGCUGCAAGGCGUGCAGACGUGGCGUCACCCAAAGUCGGAGCUCGAGCAGUAUCCGACGCCGCCGGACAUUGCGGCGCACAUGCUGCUCGCGGCGGACGCGGAGGACGGGCUGGAGGACGCUCUGGUGGCGGACCUCGGCUGCGGAGGCGGCGUUCUCGGCAUCGGCGCCGCGCUCCUGGGCGCCGCGCACGUCCUCGCCGUCGACCUCGACCCGGCAGCGCUCGAGGUGGCGGCGGAGAAUGUGGAGGAGUUUGAGGUGCCCGUCUCGCUGCUGGGCUGCGACGUGGGCGCGCCGAGCGGUGUCGCUGACGCCGAAGGAGGCGCCGACGCUGGGGCUGCGGGCGGCGCGUUUGACAUUGUGCUGAUGAACCCUCCGUUUGGGACGCGAAACGAGUCGCACGGCGCGGACGUGGCGUUUCUGCAGGCGGGGCUGCGGCUCUGCCGGCCCGGCGGCGCGGUCUACUCGCUGCACAAGACCUCCACCCGCCCGUUCAUCGCGAAAAAGGCGGCCGAGGCCGGCGGCGAGGCCUCGGUGGUGGCGGAGCUGCGGUUCGAGAUCCCCAGAAUGUACAAGCACCACCGGCAGCCGAGCAAGGACGUGGCGGUCGACUUUUGGAGAGUGCAGAGAGGGGGCGGGGGCGAGGAGGCGGAGGGGGAGGAGGAGGUGCCGUCGUGA